GAGAAGACGUAUACAGUAGAAGAUGCAGUAGAAACUAUUGGCUUUGGUCGUUUCCAUAUCAUGCUGUUUUUUGUGAUGGGAAGCACUGGGAUUGCUGAAGCAAUGGAAAUAAUGCUCUUGGCUGUUGUGUCCUCUUCUAUACGUUGUGAAUGGCACCUUCAGAGCUGGCAAGUUGCAUUAGUAACUACGAUGGUGUUUUUUGGAUACAUGAUUUUUAGCAUUGUUCUUGGCCUUUUAGCAGACAGAUACGGACGUUUGAAGAUCCUCGUGAUCUCUUUUAUGUGGGGAGCAUUCUUCUCCCUGCUAACUUCCUUUUCACCAUCGUACGUCUGGUUUGUCUUUCUACGAUGUAUGGUGGGAUGUGGCGUCUCAGGACACGCUCAGGGCCUCAUUAUUAAGACAGAAUUUCUGCCGAGGAAGUUUCGUGGAUAUAUGCUGCCUUUGUCCAUGCUCUUUUGGUUGGCUGGGUCCUUAUUAAUCAUUGGAUUGGGAUCUGUCACCAUUCCCACUUUAGGCUGGCGUUGGCUCAUUCGAUUUGCAUCCAUUCCAGGCAUUAUACUUAUCACCGUAUUUAAAUUUAUUCCAGAGUCGGCUCGAUUCAAUGUCUCAGUUGGAAAUCACCAGGCAGCAACAGAUACUUUACAAAGAAUAGCCAAAAUAAAUCGUUCAAAAAUGCCAGAAGGAAAAAUCAAUGAACCAAUAUCGGAGAGGACUGGCAGCUUUUGUGAUCUUUUACACCCUAAAUAUAUUCGAACAUCUCUACAAAUAUGGGUCAUCUGGCUUGGAAUAUCUUUUGCCUAUUACGGGGUCAUCCUAGCCAGCUCAGAGCUUUUGGCGCGAAAUCUACUAUGCGGCACAGGGAAUAAAGCAGAGGAGGAAGUACUACAGGAGGCCAAAACCCCCUGUUACUGUCAUAUGCUUAGUCCUUCUGACUAUCAAACCAUGAUUAUCAGCACUGCUGGAGAGAUUGCAUUAAAUCCUUUUAACAUACUGUUCAUUAACCUUCUUGGACGACGUUGGACACUUGGCAUCACCAUGACCACAACAGGCAUCUUCUUUCUGCUCCUUAACAUCUGCAUGUCACGCACUGGUCUGAUUGCCAUUCUCUUCUGUCUUCGAGCUUUGGUAUCUGCCAACUUCAACACCAUUUAUAUUUACACAGCAGAGGUCUACCCAACAGUGAUGCGGGCCAUAGGAAUGGGGACCAGUGGUUCUAUAUGUCGAAUAGGUGCAAUGGCUGCUCCAUUUAUAGCCCAAGUCUUACUAAGUGCUUCCAUAAUAGGUGCCCUUUGCCUGUUUGCCAUUGUUUGUUUCAUCUGUGCCAUUUCUGCGUUCACCUUGCCCAUUGAAACAAAAGGAAGAGCACUUCAGCAAGUAAAGUAAAGACAACAUUGAGGAGAACGACUAUCCUUUAAAGAGAUCUUCAGCUUAUUUCUGUUGCUUGCUCGUUUUGCCAGAGCCCUCUUUACCUACCUUUGCUGUAUGUCAUACAUGGUUUGUUAGAAUACAAUGUUUGUAUUGUUUCCCAUUGCACAGUGCUGUGAAAUAUGUUGGCACUAUAAAAAUAAUUGUACAUGUACAU
Pelobates fuscus (common spadefoot toad) is the source of this 1582-nucleotide messenger RNA. It is a transcript of the gene SVOPL, whose product is annotated as SVOP like. The coding region runs from base 61 to 1383 and encodes 440 amino acids. Gene Ontology annotation, biological process: transmembrane transport. The record is from RefSeq and is a predicted model, not a curated record. Gene Ontology annotation, cellular component: membrane. The transcript is spliced from 14 exons. Gene Ontology annotation, molecular function: transmembrane transporter activity. NCBI's taxonomy places the organism in Eukaryota, Metazoa, Chordata, Amphibia, Anura, Pelobatidae.